Messenger RNA from Chara braunii, 2987 nucleotides. NCBI's taxonomy places the organism in Eukaryota, Viridiplantae, Streptophyta, Charophyceae, Charales, Characeae. The record is from the annotation of a GenBank genome assembly.
GCCGUUAGACCAAACCAGCGAGGUUGUGUCUGCCAGGGAAGGAGUCAGACUCGCAGCCGCCCGGGAAGGUGGCCGCCCCGGCAAAGGCCAAGAACGCGGCAGGACGAAGACACACACCGCAUCUAGCCCCGGGCUCGGUGCAGCAGCUCAAACAGGCCCAUGGACCCAGUAUGGCAUCUCCGAGUCCGCAUUCAAGGCGCGCGAGAGAUUCCAUUAUUGCCUUUGGUGCAACAACGAUCUUCACCAGACGCAGGCUUGCCCAUUGAAAGGCAAGGGCAGACAGGGAAACUGAGCACCGCCGAGAGUGACUCGACGACACUCUCGACGCCUUCGGAACCGGUUUCUUCGCGAGUAGCCGGCCUUCAUUUCGAGGCGCAUGCGGAAGUCGAUAGUCCUCCUCUUCUACUUUCUUUUGAGGACUAUGCUGCCCGGCUCGUUCCAACGCUGGGUACUCAAGCUCAAGGACAAGGAGUGUGUGCGGUUUCUUCUCCGUCCGACAACGGCGACAGUUCGUCUUCAAGUGGUUCUUCACGGGAUUCGGCGCGCGAGUUCAACAUAGAGGCAUUGGACCCGCUCACGUCUGAGGACUUUGCAUGGCUUCCUCUCCCGACCACCGGCCGAUUAUCGGGACCGCAAUGUGCAGCACUUAGCGCUAAUCUUCACACUUACCUAUCCUUCUAUGCACCACCAACUUCGCCGACGGAUGACGAAGUCGCGGUGGGGGACAUCUUGGCGUAUACUACCAAGGUGGCCCGCGAGUUUCGCACGCAGCGGUACGAUGACAACAACGGACCGCUGAUGUAUGUCCGCAUUCAGGUUGGGCAAGCGUCCUGCAGCGCUUUGCUGGAUAGCGGCGCGACAUGCAACUUCAUGAGCCAAUCCUUUAUGCAAAGGGCUGGCCUUGGCGCACAGGUUCGGAGGAAGGCAAACCCGACGACGAUCAAGUUGGCGGACGGUAAGACGCAGCAACUUCUCGACCGUUACAUCGAGGCCGUACCGGUCUACUUCGCACCUCAUGCAUGCGAACCGGUCACGUUCGAUAUUCUCGACACGGACUUCGACAUCAUUCUGGGAAUGCCUUGGCUUGCAAGUGCGGAUCACACGGUCAACUUCCAUCGGCGGACUCUUAGCGUUCGCGACGCCUUCGGCGCGGAAGCGGCGUUCCUCGAGCAACAUGAUGGUGUGGACUGGCACCCGGUCGAGUACUUCAGCAAGAAAGUGCCCCUCGUGCAUUCCAUCGACGAUGCACGCAAGAAGGAGCUCCUCGCCUUUGUCCACGCGCUCAAGCGGUGGCGGCACUUCCUCCUUGGUCGAAGCCAAUUUCGCUGGGUAACGGACAACAAUCCGUUGGUCUUCUACAAGACCCAGGUCACCGUCAACAGCACCAUCGCUCGAUGGAUGGCUUUCAUCGACCAGUUCGACUUCUUUCCCGAUCACAUUCCUGGGAAGUCGAACCGUUUUGCGGAUGCUCUUUCACGGCGUCCGGAUCAUUGUACCGCGGUCUACUCAACUUUCGAGAUUGACGACGACCUGCGGAACAGCUUCAUCCGCGGCUACCAAGCCGACCCCGAAUUUCGCGACAAGUACGCGAAUUGCUCCUCGCCUAAUACGUCUCCUUCUCACUACCGGAUCCAGGAGGGGUACUUGCUUGUCCACACGCGGGGGAAGGACCUUCUUUGCGUACCAAGUGAUCCUCACUUGCGUACACGGCUUCUUGGCGAGUUCCACGAUGCUCCCGCCACUGGACACUUCGGGGUCAAUCGCACGAUUGGCCGACUUCGCCAACGAUUUUGGUGGUCUGGCCUUCUCAGCGACGUCACGCGCUAUUGCGAGUCUUGCGAGGUUUGCCGACGCUACAAAUCCCGCAACCAUCGUCCGUACGGUGAGCUACGACCAUUGCCAGUCCCGUUGAGGCGAAGGGAAGCGAUUGCCAUGGACAUUACCGGCCCGUUCCCCAAACACAAGACCGGAGUGGAUGGGAUUCUCACGGUGGUCGACCGACUCACCAAGUUCGCCAUGUUUUUGCCUUGUCGCUAUCAUGCCAAGGCACCGGAGUUGGCCGAGGUUCUGUACACCGGUUGGAUUCGCACCAAGGGUUACCCCAAGGAGAUCGUCUGCGACCGCGACACUCGGUUCAUGUCCGAUUUUUGGUUGGCGCUCAUCAARCGAUGGGGCUCAUCUCUCAAGCCCAGUUCAGCUCGCCACCCUCARACYGAUGGCCARACGGAGAGGGCGCAUCAGACCGCACAGGUUYUCCUUCGCACUCUCAUCUGCCCCGACCAGAAAGACUGGGUUGAGCGACUGCCGGAUGUCGAGUUGGCCUACAACUCUUCCAUCCACCCGGCUAUUGSGAUAUCGCCCUUCGAGUUCGAGCACGGCUCGCCGGUCACGUCACCGUUGGACACUAUCACUCCACGCACGACCGAGAGCGACGACCAUCUUCUUUUCUUCUGUCGGAUGCAAGAGCUUCUUGUCAAGGCACGCGACCAGAUGGCUAAGACACAGCAGCGCAUGAGCCAGCAGGCAAAUCGCCAGCGUCUCCCUUGUCCAUUCCGCGUCGGGGACCUCGUCUGGGUUUCCGCCGCGGAAUUCAGCCUUGAACAAGACAUCUCUCGCAAGCUCCUUCCGAAAUGGAUGGGACCUUGGGCCGAUCAUAGAGCCCGCUGGGGACGCACCCGAAGGACCUUCCUUCACGAUUCAGGUGCCUAGCCACAUGCCCGUCUACCCAGUCUUUCAUUGCUCCAAAUUGGCUCUCUACACGCAUGCGGAGCAUGAUGAUUUUCCCGGAAGACGUACACAGGACCCUCCUUCCAUGGAUGGUUUUCAGGAGGUCGGCGACAUCAUCUCCCAGCGACGCUUUGGCAACAAGCCAACUGAGUAUUUGGUGCAUUUUGCAUACUACACCCACCGAGCUGACCGUUGGUUAACCCGUGCGGAACUUCAAGCGACAGCUCCAGACGUUCUCGCACGCUAUGAGCGCAAGAUGC